AGAUCAAGCCCAGCGCUGUUCACGGGUUCUCCUGGAUAUUGAGGCGGGUGCUCCUGUUCUCCUUAUCCCUGAAAGUUCCAGAUCAAAUAAUCUGAUUGUAGCAAAUUUGGGGAAGUUGAAGGUCAAGAACAAGUUUCUCUUUGCUGGUUUUCCUGGGACCUUUUCCUUACAAGAUAAGGAAUCUGUGCCUUCAGCAUCCCCAACGGAUACCCCCAAACACAGUAUGAGGAAAAUGACGAGCACGGAGGACCCGAAGGGGAUGCGUUCCGAGGGGCUGUUCAUGAUGCCUCCUGCUGGGAUGAGCCUAGGCGGCCUGAGGAGUGAGUCUGUGCUGAGUACCUCGACCAAGCAGCAAGGGCAACAAGCCGCGCCCUCCGCCAGCCAGGUUUCCAGUAGUCCAGAAGACCACGUCUGCCUGCUGGACUGCAUUGUCGUGGACCUACAAGACAUGGACAUCUUUGCUGCUGAGAGACACCCACGAGAGUAUUCUAAGGCCUCAGACGACAGCAGUGGAGAUCUGGUAUUCCCUUCCUAUUUUGUGCGGCAGACGGGAGGGAGUCUCCUCACUGAGCCUUGUCGGCUGAAAUUGCAGGUGGAAAGGAAUUUGGACAAAGAAAUAAGUCAUACUGUGCCAGACAUAUCUAUCCAUGGCAACCUCUCCUCAGUCCACUGCUCCCUGGAUUUGUACAAAUACAAGCUGAUCCGCGGUUUAUUGGAGAACAACCUCGGAGAGCCCAUAGAGGAAUUUAUGCGGCCUUACGAUUUACAAGACCCAAGAAUUCACACUGUUCUCAGUGGAGAAGUGUACACAUGCAUGUGCUUCCUCAUCGAUAUGGUGAAUGUAAGUCUGGAGCUGAAAGAUCCAAAAGGAAAAGAAAGUACUGGGUCCUUAGCCAGAUUCGACUUCAAGAAAUGUAAACUGCUCUAUGAAAGCUUUUCCAACCAAACCAAGUCCAUUAACUUGGUUUCCCAUUCCAUGAUGGCUUUUGACACCCGCUAUGCCGGGCAGAAGGCCAGUCCUGGCAUGACAAACGUAUUCAGCUGUAUUUUUCAGCCUUCCAGGAACAGCAGCACUACCCAAGGAUCCAUUCAGAUGGAGCUGCAUUACAGAUCUACGAAGGAUUCAUCCUGUUUUACGGUAGUUCUCAACAAUCUGCGCGUGUUCCUCAUAUUUGACUGGCUGCUGCUAGUCCAUGAUUUUCUUCACACUCCCAGCGAUAUUAAGAAACAGACUAAUGUUACUCCUUCUCGCCACCGUAACUCUAGCAGUGAAUCUGCUGUAGUCCCCAAAACUGUGAAAAGUGGAGUAGUUACCAAGCGGUCUUCUCUUCCUGUGUCUACUGAAAGGCACCUGGAGGUCAAGGUCAAUGUAACAGGCACGGAGUUUGUGGUGGUUGAAGAUGUGUCCUGCUUCGAUACCAAUGCCAUUAUUCUCAAAGGCACCACCGUGCUCACCUAUAAGCCACGAUUUGUCGAUCGCCCCUUUUCAGGGAGUUUGUUUGGCAUUGAG
Leptonychotes weddellii (Weddell seal) is the source of this 1510-nucleotide messenger RNA. Lineage: Eukaryota; Metazoa; Chordata; Mammalia; Carnivora; Phocidae. The record is from RefSeq and is a predicted model, not a curated record.